Molecule: messenger RNA, 1419 nt
Organism: Saccharomyces paradoxus
Lineage: Eukaryota; Fungi; Ascomycota; Saccharomycetes; Saccharomycetales; Saccharomycetaceae
Gene: MTC1
Product: DUF5427 domain-containing protein MTC1
Exons: 1
Coding region: 1-1419 (472 amino acids)
Source: RefSeq, a predicted model, not a curated record
AUGUCUGACAAUAAGAAUUCUGAGGCUGAAGACGUAUUUGAAUUUUUAGAUUCUUUGCCAGAAGCUAAGAAUGGCGAAAAAAUGGACAAUGCUGACGCAAAUGGUAGCCAAGAAGACCUUAAGGGAGGUUCUAAUUCUGCGACGGGGAAGACCGGAAAUGACGGAAAGAAAGGUGACGACGAUAUCUUUGAAUUUUUAGAAGAGUUGGAGAAAAGUAACUUGAGUCUAACUGACAAGAAAAUGGUUGAAAAAAAGACCCUCAAUGAAUCAGCUAAUAAGGAAGCGCAAGACAAAGAGCUAGGAGAAUCAAAAGAAAACAAAAAGCCCGGACAGGAUGUUUAUACAAAGGAAAAGGAUUUAAAGCAGCAAGAAAAAGAAGAGGAAGAAGAAGAAGAAGAAGAAGAGGCCCCGUUGCAUGACCCAAUUGCUUCUAUUUCGAACUGGUGGUCCUCUUCUGGAUCUGCGAAGGUAACGAGUAUUUGGAAUAAAACUGCAGAGCAAGCUUCUCAGAUCAAGAACCGACUUGCCCAAGAACAGCUUGAUUUGUCUUCAAAGAUAAACGCGAACACGAUUACCGAAAUAGCUAGAAACUUACAGAAAAUCGUUGUUGGUGAAACUGAAGAGGUACUGCGAAUUCAUUUAGUGCAUGAUUUGGUUAACUACCCAUCACUACAAUAUAACAUUGAAAGCAAGUUUGAUCAAGUUUUAAGCUCACAAGUUGAAGGAGGGAUCAGAAUAUUUGUUGAUGAAUGGGGUCAUCCUAACAAUAACGGAAUCACGCCUAUGGAAAAAAAGCCUUCAGUUGUAGACGGUGAGGUAGGAAACUCUAAAAAAAAAUUGCAGUUCAAUUUAUUCGAUGGCAAGGUAACAGACGGCGAAAAACUGGCAUUUGCGAACUUGGAAAAUGCUGUCAAGCUUUUCAAUACCGCACAUGAAGAGUACCAGAAACAACAGAAGGAGGCUGAUGUUGCCCAAGAUGAUGAUAGGAGUUCUAUUAGCAGUAACGGCAAUAAAAUCAGUGAUUUGUUCAUAUCUAUCUUACCAAUUGCUAUUCCACAAAAACAACAAGAUGUCGACGAUGACUUUCAAAUAACCGACUCCAAUACACCAGGCAAUUUUAAUUUCACCCUUGUAUUGAAGGACAUAACUAACGACAUCACUACCAUAACAAGAUCACAAGGUUUCCCAGUCAAAUGGGUCAAUUGGCUAGAGGGGUCCGUGGAGAAAGCAGGAUCGACAGCCGGUGAGGAGGGAAAAAAAUCCGGCGACGACAAGAAACAAAAGGAAAGCGGAGACGAAGAUGAUGACGAUGAGAUCAUUGAUCCUAGUGAGUGGGUAAAGGAAUGGAUUGAAGAUGGACUAAGCUUAUCAUUUGGGGUCAUGGCCCAAAAUUACGUCAUUGAUCGUAUGGGUCUUUGA